Messenger RNA from Doryrhamphus excisus (bluestripe pipefish), 2733 nucleotides. It is a transcript of the gene dcp1b, whose product is annotated as decapping mRNA 1B. The record is from RefSeq and is a predicted model, not a curated record. Gene Ontology annotation, cellular component: P-body. Gene Ontology annotation, biological process: deadenylation-dependent decapping of nuclear-transcribed mRNA; positive regulation of catalytic activity; deadenylation-independent decapping of nuclear-transcribed mRNA. NCBI's taxonomy places the organism in Eukaryota, Metazoa, Chordata, Actinopteri, Syngnathiformes, Syngnathidae. Gene Ontology annotation, molecular function: mRNA binding; enzyme activator activity.
GCGACCACGCAACUACUCUGGCCGGCUUGUUUACAAUCGUCCCUCUUCAGUCGCCCAUGACAGUUUGAGCCAGCCAGGAAAAAAACGCUUUACUUUUAAAUUCAUCGUCUAUCUAAAUAAUUAAUGUGUAGCUGUCCUUGUCAGACAUUCAUCUAUGAUUUGACUUCCGCCUCGCGUCGUCGCUCUUGCCGCGUUAGCCGCCGAUGCUAGUUUUAGAGAGCUAACGCUUCCACGGGGGAACAAUGACAGCGACUUAUGCCGACAGUGGCGGCGCUCUGGCGGCCAGGGGACUGGAUAUAAGCUUGGCUGCUUUACAGCGUCAGGAUCCGUACAUUAAUAACAUCGUGGACGUGGCGAGCCAAGUGGCUUUGUAUACGUACAACAACAGAGCCAAUGAGUGGGAAAAGACAGAGGUGGAAGGCACACUUUUCAUCUACACAAGACUGGCGUCUCCCAAGCAUGGCUUCACCAUCAUGAACAGACUCAGCAUGGAGAACCUGACUGAGCCCAUCACUAAAGAUUUGGACUUCCAGCUCCAGGACCCCUUCCUGCUCUAUCGCAAUGCACGCUUGGUUAUCCACGGCAUUUGGUUCUACGACAAGGCGGACUGCCAACGCAUCGCCCAGAGGAUGACAACUCUGACCCAACACGAGCAGGCGGUGGCCCAGUCUCAGGGCGGCUGGUUGUCCCCAGGAAGAGGCGCAGCAGGGUCAUCAUCAUCAUCAACAGCAGCAGCCGCAGCAGCAGGAGGCAGCAUGGGCGUCGUCCGAGGUGAAGAAGGGAAGGUAGUGGACAUCAUCCAGAUGUUGACCAAAGCGCACACCGAGUAUGACAAGGAAAAGUCGGAGCCAAAGGAGAUCGGUGGCAGCAGUGUUCUUCACGGGAAGCCCAACCUCAUCAAACCCAUACCUGUCAAGCCCAACACUCAGGACGGAGAUGGCGGCGAGAGCAGGUCCCUGUCUCUGGCCAUGUUGUUUGGAUCUCAGCAUCAGCACUCCUCCAAACACGACUCCGCCCUUCCUGGGGAUGGAAAAGUGGAUCGGCCUCCUGUGGCUCGCACCCUCACCUAUGAAGGCGGAGCGGGGCAAAAAGUUCAGGGAGAUGCUUCACCGCAUCAGCAGCGGCAACCGUGUCCAGCCAUCCAGAAGCUCAUGCAGGGGCAGAGAGGUCCGGCAGGGGGGGUUCUCCAGACACUGUCCGAGUCUCCGGAGAACAGGCUGUGUGACAAUGGUGUCCUGCUGGACCAACACCACCACCACCACCAUCAUCAUCAUCCGCACCACCAUCACCAGCAACUAGACCCAAUCAAGAGACUUUUCCAGUACCAGCCCCCGCCUCAUCCUGAUCCUUGCUGCCCAGCCCCCUCACAGCUCAACCCCCACCCCUGCAGUCAGCCCAUAAUGGCCGCCUCGGCAGUGUGUCCUCACCGGCCCCACAUUCCCGCCGUGCUGCCUCCUCACGAGCUCCUCCACAAGCUCCAGCUGGUCCAGCAGGAGCAGAACGUGACCUCCGUGGAACCGUCACGCCUCGGACCCACUCUGGCCCCCCGAUUCCAGGGUGCAGCAGUGUCAGCAGCAGGUCAACAGGCACCUUCCUCGCAGAGGAACGCCGUUGGCCCGACCUUGCUCCUCUCCCCCAGCGUCUUUUCUCAGGUGAAAUCAGACGGUGCCCUACCGUCCGUGUCUCAAGGCUCCGCCUCCUCCAGAGUCCUGUCCAGAAGCCAACUCCAAGCCACCUUGCUGCACCUUAUCCAGACAGACAGCUCCUUCCUGGACACCAUCUACGAAGCGUACGUCAGCCAGUGUUGCCGCCCAUGACACAUUUACCCCCCCCCCCCUCCAAAUAUGGACUUCCUGUUCCUCCGGAUCCCAUUCACACAGCCAAAUACACCGUUACAUGCUAAGCUUUACGUUUAGACUCUCUGUGAAGGAAAAUAAUGCUUGAGGGUUUUAAGUUAUGUUCAUGUAGCAGCUGUUUCUAAAGUGUAGCCGUUACACCAGCUCCAAUUUUACACUGAAAAAAAAAGUGUUGGUGGUUUUUUUUGUUCAAGUUUACUACCUACAUGCAUUCACUUUAAAGUGAUACUAUGAAGUUUUUUUUUUUUUUUUUUUAACCAGUAUCCAUACUUCAACUACAUUAACAAAUAUUUCUUUUUGUUUUUAUGUGGUGAGAGUAUUUUAAAUAGUACUUUUUAAAAAUGUUAUUGUUUACAUGGGAACACCAAAAUGUGCUGUGGGUGCUCUUCUUAAUUUACUACCAACAUGCAUUUAAAAAAAAGUUAAAAAAUAAUUUUCAUUAUUUGGUCUGCUUUCUUGAUAUUUUAUUUUUUACUUUUAAGUUUUUGACAAAUGUUCCCCUUAAAUGACAUCAUUUAUCAUAGCAAAGCUGCACUACCUCACAGAGAGCUACUACAGUCAAUGCAUUCACGAUAUUAAAAAUUAACACGUUCUUUUUCUACUGUCCUGGUGCACAAAUAUAAGCAAUAACAUACAGCAACUGCAAUGCAAGAUGUAGACAUUAACACUGUCCAAAAUGAGAGGAUUUGUGCGUGUGCAUAUUUUUCUACUGGAGAAGCAAAACCAGCACUAAAUAAAACAACAAAAGUGGUGGCAAAAAAAUCAAUGUAUAUUUAGGAUUAAUUCAUGUUCUUUGGGCUGUUGGAAAUGUUAGAUAUUUUUAUGACAUGUUUGUCUGUGACAGUUUAUUUUUAAUUGGGUAUUAAAUGUUCUACCA